This is a messenger RNA of Fusarium vanettenii 77-13-4, 1227 nucleotides long. RefSeq lists its product as uncharacterized. Lineage: Eukaryota; Fungi; Ascomycota; Sordariomycetes; Hypocreales; Nectriaceae. The coding region runs from base 307 to 945 and encodes 212 amino acids. The transcript has a single exon. The record is from RefSeq and is a predicted model, not a curated record.
CACUUCUUCCCCAUCUUGUAUCUCAUCAACAAUCUGUUGCAAAUCUACAGUCCAUCUCCAUCUCUUGACUUGGAUCAUUCCAACCAAUUGACAACCACUCAACUUUACCAUCCUCCAAGGAUCGACAUUCAGCUCUUCCAAGAUCAGCAUCACGCCAAAAUCUGCACGUGCUAUCUUUCAUCAUCACCAUCAAUCAAUCCAAUCCAACUUUUCCAACUUGUUCAUAAGUCUGGGGAAAGCCCACUAGUCGGAUCAAUAUCCACAUCAACCAUCACCACUUACACCAACACCAUCACAUCAACCAUCAUGGCUGCCACAAUUCAGCAACAACCCUCAGAACAGCCCCAUCAGACUGGGUUCCUCGAUCUCCCCGUCGAGAUCCGCCUAGAAAUCUAUGACCAGCUCCUCCUCACAACACCCUACACAAAGUGUGGUCGCCCCAGUCCUGAUUCCAAGGUGCACGCCUCUCUCCUCCGCACCAACCGCCAAAUCCACGAUGAGGCCACCGACCUCCUCUACGGCUCAAAUACCUUCCUCGCUCACCCGACACUCCUCACUUCAUUCCCCCGCCUGCGCAACUGGUACGGCCCCGUCAAGGAGUCCUCCAUCAUUCCCCGCAUCCGCCGCUUCCACACCCAGGUCCGCCUGGAUGUCGAUCUCCCUUAUGAGGCCGACGCCGUGACGGAAGCAUUCAGCGGGCUCGACGAGCUCUCCAUUGACGUCGUUCAGGCCAUGUUCCUCGGCGUCGGCUACCGCAACCUCCGCAAGUUUGAGGGCGUCCGCGGUGUCAAGAAGGUCCGCAUCACAGGCAGCACCACUGGCUUCGAGGACUACGUCCAGUGGCUCAAGAUGGCCAUGAUGAGCGAACCCGACGCCAAGAUCCCCGACUUUGUGCCUCAGCAACAAGCCGGCUGGGUCCAGCGGUUAGCCAACGUGCACUACUAAGUGUACUACUUUGAUUCAUUCGACUUUUUCGCUUCAUAUUAGAUGUUUUUUUUUUCUUUCUUUCUUUCUUUUUCUUUUGACACGGGGCGACCAAAAAGCAAUAACGAAUGAUGAAGACUGUUUAGAUUUUGUUAUUGGCCGGCGUUUUUGGGAAAAUGGGAAUUUGACACUUUUCACAAGAGAUUCCCACAGCGUUCAUCGAACGGGCGCAAAUACAGGAUGGAAAGACAAUCUACAAGAUUAGUAUAGUGAUAGAUUAUAAUCAAAUCAAACAUUUCAAGC